CCAACGCCGUGAGACUUCAUGAAUAGGUUUGAGAACAGAAAUUUUGAUGGUAUAGAGAAGAUGAUGAAAAUGAAGAAGCCCAAUGCAACUCCGUCAGUCUGUCCUCUGUUUGCUGUCAAGGCUCUCUUGGGCUUCCUGCGGUUCUUCCAUAGCAGUCUCAGACGAUUCUACGCGGUCUGUGAGGGGAGGGUGGGCGGAGGCGGAGGAACCUGUUGACUUGAUCGACUGCUCGACGAACUCGGCGAUGAUGACUCGGAGAGCAUGGCAGGGGAUGAUCUGACUUCGAUUGACUAUCUGGUUCGUCUUGGGGGAGGUAGAGUGAUGCCUGAGCCAGCGAUCUAUGGCUGCUCGCUCGUACACGUGACCGUCU
Guillardia theta CCMP2712 is the source of this 370-nucleotide messenger RNA. RefSeq lists its product as hypothetical. Bases 19 to 216 code for a protein of 65 amino acids. Lineage: Eukaryota; Cryptophyceae; Pyrenomonadales; Geminigeraceae. The record is from RefSeq and is a predicted model, not a curated record. The transcript has 4 exons.